UCUGACUCACAUCUGAUGCAUGGUCUGACACACACUCGGUUAAGCGCUGAUAGACGUCCACGGAAAUCCACUUCCGGUACAGGCUCGGGCGCGUCUCUGUUACUAGGAAACAGAAAAACUUGGGAAGCAGCCAAGACAAUUUCUGUUCACUCAGACUCGCUGCAGUGCCUUAUUUGGCCGCCAGAUGGCGAUGAGGCGCACAGGCGCUCACACACUCACCGCGGAACUGCAGUGAAGAAGAGCGAGAACAUGCACAAGUUUGGAGGCGCUGCAGGAUUCUGCGCCGCUCUGGCAGCGAUGGCAUCGUCUUCAUCAGAUACAGAAAAACCCAAAGAGGAAAUCAACAUAGAUGAGCUAUCUCUAUACACAACCCCUCAGCAGAAAUUCCACUAUGUGGAGCCGGAGAAAGGAACGAUGGAGGAGAACGUGACCACACUGAGGAACAUGGCUGAGCCUUACAUUACCUGGUGUCAGCAAACGACUAAUUCAGCUAAACAGAAGGUCGAGGGAGUCUACGCGGUGCUGAAGCCCAAAGUGGACAGGACAGUUCAGUUUGGCCAAGACAGUUACGCGUAUUUGAGAAAUCCUGCUCCGGAGUUUUAUCCCAGAGCCGGAGUCAUCGGAUUCGCCGGCAUCCUCGGCCUGUUCCUGGCGAGAGGCUCCAGGAUGAAGAGGUUGAUUUACCCGACAGGUCUGAUGGCUGUUGGUGCUUCUAUGUACUACCCUCAACAAGCAGCCGUCAUUGCCAAGAGUUCAGGGGAUGCUGUGUAUGAAUUCACACUUCAGGCUUACGUGACUGUCGAAACGCUCAUUAGAGGAAAGCCUGCAGUGAAGCCCGGAGAGAAAGCGACGAAGGCAGAAGAGAAACCGGCCAGCGGAGACACGAAAGCGUAGAAACAGGAAACGACGACGUAACAGAGCUUCGGCUUUUGCACUAGCCACGCCCCAUUACCGUCAGUCACAGCAGACGGGGCGGGGCCUGUCAAAGUACUUUUAUCCAUGAAUGUGGGUGUAGCCUGCUGAAACGGUAUUUUAAUGUAUAUUUCUGUACAAACGCAAAUAAAAUAUUAUCGUACCAGUCUA
Messenger RNA from Ictalurus furcatus (blue catfish), 1083 nucleotides. It is a transcript of the gene apooa, whose product is annotated as apolipoprotein O, a. Gene Ontology annotation, cellular component: MICOS complex. Gene Ontology annotation, biological process: cristae formation. The coding region runs from base 16 to 894 and encodes 292 amino acids. The record is from RefSeq and is a predicted model, not a curated record. Lineage: Eukaryota; Metazoa; Chordata; Actinopteri; Siluriformes; Ictaluridae. The transcript has 11 exons.